UCUAGUACACAUAGUGCAUUAUAUUCAAGCGUGCAACAGUGCAACAUUAAAAGAACGAAAAUUUUCUUUCACUAUACUGCCGUUGUCUGUCUACUGUGAUACAGCUACAGAGUGAAUUUAUACGAUAAUAUGGCUCUACCAGAGAAGCUAUUGCAAAACUAUAAAAAAUUUCAGGCACCAAAUAACAUCCCAGUCUGGCUGAAAGGUGGACAAUCGGAUAAAAUUCUAUUUGGAAUAACUGUUGCUGGAUGUGGACUCGGUGUAUUAGGCUAUUUGCAAAUGUUGUACACAAUGGGUUUUAAGAAGAAGAACCAAUAAAAAUUGUAACAAUUUCUAGACAAAAAUACAGACACAUUUACUGAGUAGA
This is a messenger RNA of Bradysia coprophila, 367 nucleotides long. RefSeq names its product Cytochrome c oxidase subunit 7A-like 2 (gene COX7AL2). Gene Ontology annotation, biological process: mitochondrial respirasome assembly; mitochondrial electron transport, cytochrome c to oxygen; regulation of oxidative phosphorylation. The record is from RefSeq and is a predicted model, not a curated record. Gene Ontology annotation, cellular component: respiratory chain complex IV. NCBI's taxonomy places the organism in Eukaryota, Metazoa, Arthropoda, Insecta, Diptera, Sciaridae.